GUCGAGAUGGAGGAGAUGGAGCUGGUUGAGUCGGCUUUCAGCGACAUUGCUGCUUUCGAAGGCCUCAAAACAGUUCAAGAGUGGCGUGGACACCAGAAGGCUUCUUUACUUGCGCCGGCAGAGAACAAAGAGCAAACCAUGCUUUGCCACUCCAAGCUGGAGAUCAAGGAUGCCCUGACGAAGGUUCCGAGCUCCGAGACGCGGGCGGCGGUGUCCAACUUCCGGAGUGUCCUGGGUUGGAUGGGUGACAGACCGCUUCCGGAAUGCCAGCGGAUGGGCUACACCGAGGACAUUAUCAGUGUGGCCCGGAGUAGCCAGAGCCUUGCGGACGAGGUCUACAUCCAGGUGUUCUCCGGAGGCGUUUGGUACGAGCAAGCAAAAGAAGCGUCGAUGGACGUGCAGGUCCUCAAGCAGCUGAGAGACAAUCCUUCCCCUCGCUCGGAGUUGCUUGGCUGGAAGCUGCUUUUGCGGCUUUGUCAGCAGGUGCGACCAAGCGAUAGCUUGGAGGAAUUCGUGAGGUCCUUCGCCAUGCACCAGGUCAACAGCAGCAAUCACGAGGUGGCGCAAGUGGCGAAGCACUGCGUGUCUGACCUGAAUGCCAAUGUGGCCCCCGACAAGCCGCGCCCGGAUGGAGACGUGGACAUGAUUCCUGUCACUGUGCUCCUGAUCGAUUACAGUGUGCGGAAGGUGAUGAUUCCCAGAUCGAGCACCCUGAGGCAGCUCAAGGAAAAGGUCGGUGAACAGCUUCGCAUCGGCGCCCUCGAGGACUUCUCCUUCUACCAGAUGAUUGAGGGCCUUGACCACCACAGGAUGUUGCCAGACAGCGUGCUGCUGUCGGUGAUCGAGACAAAGUUUGCCAAGCUGAAGGAGCAGAACGGCCAAGCCUCCCAUCUGCUCUUCAAGCGUCGCUUCCUGCGCGUGGAUGAGAAGUUGAAUCCUGGCGAUUUGAUCCACGCGACCCUGACCUACCGGCAGGUCUUGUGGGACUUUCUCCACUACCCUGUGCAGGAGGACGAGACGUUCAUCAGCUCUAUCGCUGCAUCCAUCGUCAACUUAGAGUACGACCACUACAAGCCGUACGUUGAGGCUGGCCGGCUGGACGAUCCGGCAAUUCUUCAUCAACUGGUCCCCCAGGUCUCCUUGCGUGACCGGCAGUUCCGAAACUGGUCGACCAAGAUCCUCCAGCUUCUGAAGUCCCUUCGGGAAGGCAUCGAUCCUGAGGAGCCACGGCUCAUGGGCAUGAGCCGC
Molecule: messenger RNA, 1248 nt
Organism: Symbiodinium sp. CCMP2456
Lineage: Eukaryota; Dinophyceae; Suessiales; Symbiodiniaceae
Source: the annotation of a GenBank genome assembly